CCGGCACCGGCGGCCAUGGCGAACACUCUGGACCUGGACAAAGGUUGCACGGUGGAGGAGCUGCUCCGAGGUUGCAUCGAAGCCUUUGAUGACUCCGGAAAGGUGCGAGAUCCACAGCUAGUGCGCAUGUUUCUCAUGAUGCACCCCUGGUACAUACCUUCUUCUCAGCUGGCAGCGAAACUGCUCCACUUCUAUCAGCAAUCCCGAAAGGACAACUCCAACUCGCUACAGGUGAAAACGUGUCACCUGGUCAGGUACUGGGUCUCAGCGUUCCCAGCGGAAUUUGACUUGAACCCAGAGCUGGCUGAGCAGAUCAAGGAGUUGAAGGCCCUGUUAGACCAAGAAGGGAGCCGCAGGCACAGCAGCCUCAUCGACAUUGAGAGCGUCCCCACCUACAAGUGGAAGCGGCAGGUGACCCAGCGGAACCCUGUGGAACAGAAAAAACGCAAGAUGUCUCUGCUGUUUGAUCACUUGGAGCCUAUGGAGCUGGCAGAGCAUCUCACCUACUUGGAGUAUCGCUCCUUCUGCAAGAUCCUGUUCCAGGACUAUCACAGCUUUGUGACUCAUGGCUGUACUGUAGACAAUCCCGUCCUGGAGAGAUUCAUCUCUCUCUUCAACAGCGUCUCUCAGUGGGUCCAGCUCAUGAUCCUCAGCAAGCCCACAGCCACGCAGCGGGCGCUGGUCAUCACACACUUCGUGCAUGUGGCAGAGAAGCUGCUGCAGCUGCAGAACUUCAACACGCUAAUGGCCGUUGUCGGAGGCCUGAGCCACAGCUCCAUCUCACGCCUCAAGGAGACCCACAGCCACGUCAGCCCUGAGACCAUCAAGCUCUGGGAAGGUCUGACAGAACUAGUGACAGCCACUGGCAACUACAGUAACUACCGGCGCAGGCUGGCAGCCUGCGUGGGCUUCCGCUUUCCUAUCCUGGGUGUGCACCUCAAGGAUCUGGUAGCUCUGCAGCUGGCUCUGCCUGAUUGGCUGGACCCAGGUCGCACCCGCCUCAAUGGAGCCAAGAUGAGGCAACUGUUCAGCAUUCUGGAGGAGUUGGCCAUGGUGACCAGCCUGCGACCACCAGUGCAAGCCAACCCUGACCUGCUGAGUCUGCUCACGGUGUCCCUGGAUCAGUAUCAGACGGAGGAUGAGCUGUACCAGCUUUCCCUGCAGCGAGAGCCACGUUCCAAGUCAUCGCCAACCAGCCCCACCAGCUGUACCCCGCCUCCCCGGCCCCCUGUCCUGGAAGAGUGGACCUCAGUUCCCAAGCCUAAGCUGGACCAAGCCCUGGUGGCAGAGCACAUUGAGAAGAUGGUGGAGUCUGUGUUCCGGAACUUUGACGUCGAUGGAGACGGUCACAUCUCCCAGGAGGAGUUUCAGAUCAUCCGGGGCAACUUCCCUUAUCUCAGUGCCUUUGGGGACCUGGAUCAGAACCAGGAUGGCUGUAUCAGCCGGGAAGAGAUGGUCUCCUACUUCCUGCGCUCCAGUUCGGUGCUGGGAGGCCGCAUGGGCUUCGUACACAACUUCCAGGAGAGUAACUCGCUACGCCCGGUCGCCUGCCGCCACUGCAAAGCUCUGAUCCUGGGCAUCUACAAGCAGGGCCUCAAAUGCAGAGCUUGUGGUGUGAACUGCCACAAACAGUGCAAAGACCGCCUGUCAGUGGAAUGCCGCCGCAGGGCCCAGAGUGUGAGCCUGGAGGGCUCCGCACCCUCUCCCUCACCCACACAUACCCACCAUCGGGCCUUCAGCUUCUCCUUGCCUCGCCCAGGCAGGCGCAGCUCCCGGCCCCCAGAGAUCCGAGAAGAGGAGGUACAGGCAGUGGAGGAUGGAGUGUUUGAUAUCCACUUAUAAGAUGCUGUGACUAUCAAGGACUCAUCCUGCCUUGGAGAAAAGACUUGGAGCAGAGCAGGGAGCCUGGGGUUCCGGGGCAGGAGGCUGGGACUGAGGGUGGGGGCUGAGGGUGGCAUGCGCUGAGGUCAGGGCCGGGGCUGGCGUCCCUAAGGUUGUACAGACUCCUGUGAAUAUUUGUAUUUUCCAGAUGGAAUAAAAAGGCCCGCAUAAUUAACCUGGACCAUCGGCCUAAAAUCCUCAGAUGCUGAA
Acomys russatus (golden spiny mouse) is the source of this 2091-nucleotide messenger RNA. It is a transcript of the gene Rasgrp2, whose product is annotated as RAS guanyl releasing protein 2. Gene Ontology annotation, molecular function: guanyl-nucleotide exchange factor activity; calcium ion binding. Bases 16 to 1842 code for a protein of 608 amino acids. The transcript is spliced from 16 exons. Gene Ontology annotation, cellular component: plasma membrane. Lineage: Eukaryota; Metazoa; Chordata; Mammalia; Rodentia; Muridae. Gene Ontology annotation, biological process: Ras protein signal transduction; positive regulation of GTPase activity. The record is from RefSeq and is a predicted model, not a curated record.